This is a messenger RNA of Lepidothrix coronata (blue-crowned manakin), 2574 nucleotides long. RefSeq names its product potassium voltage-gated channel subfamily A member regulatory beta subunit 1 (gene KCNAB1). Bases 16 to 1272 code for a protein of 418 amino acids. The transcript has 14 exons. Gene Ontology annotation, cellular component: membrane; extrinsic component of cytoplasmic side of plasma membrane; cytoplasm. The record is from RefSeq and is a predicted model, not a curated record. Gene Ontology annotation, molecular function: potassium channel regulator activity; transmembrane transporter binding; voltage-gated potassium channel activity. Gene Ontology annotation, biological process: negative regulation of delayed rectifier potassium channel activity; transmembrane transport; potassium ion transport. NCBI's taxonomy places the organism in Eukaryota, Metazoa, Chordata, Aves, Passeriformes, Pipridae.
CGAGCGGGAGGCGAAAUGCUGGCGGCACGCACGGGGACCGUGGGGGGGAAGAGCGCCGAGGAGUCCCUGAAGCUGAGGAAGCAGUCGGUGCUUUCCGUGGGCAGCAGGGACAGAACCCUGAAGAGCUCCUCGGAGAGCGGGAAGGAGGGCCGGUCUCGGCCCGGGCAGCCCCAGCAGCGAGCCCGGCGCCUGGCGCUGCUGCGGGAGCUGGAGAUGAACUGGUACCUGCGGGUGUGUGAGCUGUCCCACGAGUACACCAUCGCCUACACCACCGGCAUGCCACACAGGAACCUUGGGAAAUCCGGGCUGAGAGUGUCGUGCCUUGGACUGGGGACAUGGGUCACUUUUGGGGGUCAGAUCUCAGAUGAGGUGGCCGAGCAGCUGAUGACCAUCGCCUACGAGAGCGGCGUCAACCUGUUCGACACGGCCGAGGUGUACGCGGCCGGCAAGGCUGAGGUCAUCCUGGGCAACAUCCUGAAGAAGAAGGGUUGGAGGAGGUCCAGUCUGGUCAUAACAACAAAGCUGUACUGGGGUGGAAAAGCUGAAACGGAGAGAGGCCUUUCAAGGAAACACAUCAUUGAAGGGCUGAAGGCUUCUCUCCAGAGGCUGCAGCUGGAAUAUGUGGACGUGGUCUUUGCCAACCGGCCGGACAACAACACCCCCAUGGAAGAAAUUGUGCGGGCGAUGACGCACGUGAUCAACCAGGGCAUGGCCAUGUACUGGGGCACGUCCCGCUGGAGCGCCAUGGAGAUCAUGGAAGCAUACUCUGUGGCCAGGCAGUUCAACAUGAUCCCACCCGUGUGUGAACAAGCAGAAUAUCAUCUGUUCCAGAGAGAGAAAGUGGAGGUUCAGCUGCCAGAGCUAUAUCACAAAAUUGGGGUGGGAGCAAUGACGUGGUCCCCGCUGGCCUGUGGGAUCAUCUCAGGGAAAUACGGCAACGGGGUCCCAGAGAGCUCAAGGGCUUCCCUCAAGUGCUACCAGUGGCUGAAGGAGAAGAUCAUCAGCGAGGAGGGCAGGAAGCAGCAGGGGAAGCUGAAGGACCUGUCGCCCAUCGCCGAGCGCCUCGGCUGCACCCUGCCCCAGCUGGCUGUCGCAUGGUGCCUGAGGAAUGAGGGUGUGAGCUCUGUCCUUCUGGGAUCUUCCAACCCGGAGCAGCUGAUAGAGAACCUCGGAGCCAUCCAGGUCCUUCCAAAGAUGACAUCCCACAUCGUGAAUGAAAUAGAUAAUAUUCUGGGCAACAAGCCCUACAGCAAGAAGGACUACAGAUCCUAAUGCAAUGCAUGAGCUCCCUGGACUGCAUGGUUUCCAAGUGCUCUGUACAGCAGUACAGCCCCGAGUUAAUCUCUGGUCAUGAGAAUCAUUCAGCACCUGCUGCUCGGUGUCUCCUGUCACUGGACCCUUCGAGAUGUGUGCUCUUGCUACUAAUCUGCAGUGAAAUCUGAAAGCACAGUUGAUCUCUCUUCUAAACGAGAAUAAUCUCGUAUUUUCUUACCUUCGACCGAAUUCAUUAAUUUUUACUUUCCUCUUUUUGCACCUCAUGCUUGUGCUGUGAAAAACACUUGUAAAGCAAAAAAAAAAAUUAAUAAUUUAUAACCUUCAGGUACUUGGUAAUUAAAGAAGGAUGUACAGAUCUAUUUUUUCAAUGAAGAAAAGCCAGAUACAACUUCAGGUUUUAAUAAAACCACGUUUGGGAAAUCUCAACUAUAAAGUUUCUUCAGGUUAACAGAUGGAAGGGGCAAGCUCAGACUUUGUUUGCUUUUAUAUGCUGAAUAUAAGCUUUAGAUUUUGUUUGUAGUUGAAUAAAAGCUGUAAGACAGAGAAUUAGUUAGAACUUAGAUAGUUCAGCUCCUAACUGUACAGUAAUUCCAGCUGUGGAGUGCUCCUGGGAAACAUCCCUGAGCAGUGUUAGGAAACCCAACCUCGCAUGUCAGGUUACUGAACCAACAGCUCUCUGCAAAAUUCUACUUCUCCAUAAACCUUAAACCAAGAAAGCCAUGAUUAAAUAUUGGGUUUUGCAUAUAUAGAAACCUGCCUCUACUUCUGCCUGCUUGUAGACAGAGCUACUGCAAAUUUCAAUAUUCAGGAGCUUUUAAGGAUAUAGACACUUAUAAAUAUAUAUAUAACUGCUGAGAAACUCCCAGGAAAAAUCAGGUACGUAUUUCGAAAGGCUACAUCUGCUUUAUUUUGGAAUCGGGGAUAAGUAAAUGCAUAGACUCAUUUUAAAAAGAUUUUUGUGAGCAUUUACAGGAGUUGAUAGCAAGGAUGUACAUAUUAAUUUGCCCAGCUGAAGAACCACGUUGUACUUUCCCGUGGAUUUGCUCUGUACGACUCCUGUGAUUUCAGUCUGUAUUUCUCAUGUCCUUCCUGGGACACAGCUCUGUACAGUAUUUGUAGGACCCUUGUACUUUAGUCCCCAAGCCCAGGGCUCACCUGGGCCAGGUGAGCAGCCCCCGGGGCUGAGUUGUCUCCUCCUGUAUUCGAAGCUGUGGUCUGUGUAAAUGACUCCUGCUGUAUAUGAGACCUGCAGUCCGAUGGAUCCUGCUUGGACACAAUAAAAGCAUUUUGUGCAUCUAA